UUGUUACCUUCGGAGCAGCUCUCUCCAUAGCAACUGAAAACUUGCUGGGCUGAAAUAAUCCUCUCCAGCUCCCAGCGCACGGUCAAGGAAUUUUAAAAACAGAGGAGUUUGUAACCACACAGUACUCUCCGAGAUUUGAAAAGCCGCAGACCUCCAGAUAAAUAAUCACUUAUCUUUCUUCUGAAGAAAUUCCUCUAGUUACAAGUUCACACUGGGAACACCAACCACCCAUCUCCAUCAAAGACAGACUCGAGAUAAAGGAAGAGUGGAAAUGUGCUUCUGGACAAAGCUUUCAGUAUUUUGGGUGCCAUUGUUCCUUCUACUCAGCCUUGUGCCCUCGACUGAGACCGAAAAACCCUCCACCCAGGACAGCAGCGGCACCUGGAGUCCUGGCCAACUGACAGAAGUACUCCGAGUUCUCUCUGCUGACAAACACCCACCCCUGAACCACUCAAGAACCUUCAUCAAAACACUGUUGGAGAAAACUGGCUGCCCACGGAAGACAAACAGGAUGCAAGGAGACUGCAAUCUGUGCUUUGAACCAGAUGCCCUGUUGCUAAUAGCUGGAGGAGAUUUCCAAGAUCAGCUCAGAGAGGAAGUGGUCCAGAGAGUUUCUCUUCUCCUGCUCUAUUACAUUAUUCAUCAGGAGGAGAUCUGUUCUUCAAAGCUCAACAUGAGCCAUAAGGAGUAUAAAUUUUACCUACACAGCCUCCUCAGCCUCAGGCAGGAAGAAGACUCCUAUUUCCUUUCCCAGAACGAGACAGAAGAUAUCUUGGCCUUUACCAGGCAGUAUUUUGACACUUCUGGAAGCCAGUGUAUGGAGACCAAAAUGCUGCAGAAAAAGUCUGGGAUCCUAACCAGUGAUGGGGCUGAUGAAAAUACACUUCCUCAGUUGGCAGCAACAAUCAUUGCUUUGUCCCUCCAAGGUGUUUGUCUGGGGCAAAGAAACUUGCCUUCCCCAGACUAUUUUACAGAAUACAUUUUCAGUUCUUUGAAUAGUACAAAUACUCUACGUCUGUCAGAACUAGACCAACUCCUCAACACUCUCUGGACCAAAAGUACCUGCAUCAGAAAAGAUAAAAUCCAUCAACUUAAAAGGAAACAAAACAAUAUAACAAUCCAUGAUUGGAGUUACCCUAAUCUAUCUGUAUCCAUGGACCAAGAGUCAGGUGAUGAUCCAAUUUCCUGGGAUCAGACUUGCUUCUCUGCUGGGCAGCUGGUACAGAUCUUUCUACAAGACAGCCUUUCACCAAUUUCUAAGGAGGGCUUUAAGCAAAUGAGUCCAGGAAUCAUCCAGCAGUUGCUCAGCUGCUCUUGCCAGCUGCCCAAGGACCAACAAGCAAAAUUGCCACCUACCAUUCUGGAGAAAUAUGGCUACAGCACAGCGGCUGUGACUCUGCUCACGCUGGGCUCCAUGCUCGGGACCACACUGAUCCUUUUCCACAGAUGUGAAGAGAACUACAGCCUUAUUUUACAGCUGUUUGUGGGCCUGGCUGUUGGGACACUCUCUGGGGAUGCUCUGCUCCACCUUAUCCCUGAGGUUCUUGGUUUACAUAAGCAGGAAGCCUCAGAGUCUGGACAUUUCCAUGAAAGCAAAGGUCACAUUUGGAAACUGUUGGGAUUGAUUGGAGGCAUCCAUGGAUUUUUCGUGAUAGAAAAAUGUUUUAUUCUUCUUGUAUCACCAAGUCCCAAGGGCGUGUCAUUGGUUAAUGGGCCUCUGGGACAUUCCCACCAUCUUGCACUCAACUCCGAAUUAAGUGACCAGUCAAGCAAAGGCAAAUCUGCUUCAACUAUCCAGUUGAAAGGACCAGAAGAUUUCCAGGCAGCUGAAAUUCCUAUAGGCACUAUGACAGCCUCCAACAGAAAAGGCAAACCCAUUAGCUUGUUAGCAAUAAUGAUACUGGUUGGAGACAGCCUGCAUAAUUUUGCAGAUGGCCUUGUGAUCGGAACAGCCUUUUCAUCUUCAUCUGAGUCAGGAGUGACCACGACAAUUGCUAUCUUGUGUCACGAAAUUCCACAUGAAAUGGGAGACUUUGCUGUGCUCCUGAGCUCUGGACUUCCAGUUAAGAUUGCCAUCCUGAUGAAUUUCCUAAGUGCUCUAACUGCCUUCAUUGGACUGUACACUGGCCUCUCUGUAUCAACUGAUCCGUGUGUUCAAAACUGGAUCUUGACAGUUACUGCCGGGAUGUUCUUAUAUUUAUCCUUGGUAGAAAUGCUUCCUGAAAUGACUCAUGUUCAAACACGACGACCCUGGUUGAUGUUUCUCCUGCAGAAUUUUGGAUUGACCCUAGGUUGGCUUUCUCUGUUACUCUUGGCUAUAUAUGAACAAAAUAUUAAAAUAUAAGUUGAUUUUCAAAAUCCUUCAAAAGUGAAUUUAUAUGGCCUCAUUUUGUUUCUUUUGUUGUACUCUGUAGUGUCAUGUAAAAUAAGUAUUUUUUAUCUUAGGUGAGGUGUGUAUCUUUUAGUUCAUUAACUUAUUAAUUUUUUAGUGAAAUUGUGCUUGUAGUAUGUAAAUGUCAGGUUGUUCUUACUUGAAAUUUUGUUUUUAGUGUCCAACACCAUGAUGGAAAUCAUACCUUUUUUAGUCAUUAGUAAAUUCUAAAUUAAUUCUGGUAAGCUUUCAAAAAAUAUCAUUUCCCUAAUAAAGAAUGUUUGUUUAUAAUAUUUGAAGUGGAAAGAUGCCUGUUUGGAUAAAAUUUGCUGCAACUUUCUUGGUGUCAAUAAUAUAUUUUUUUCUGUGAGAUUAUAUACCAUAAGCAAACUAAAUUACAAACAAAUGUAAUAAAGUGUAAUUUUAAUGUGAUG
Molecule: messenger RNA, 2805 nt
Organism: Rhinolophus ferrumequinum (greater horseshoe bat)
Lineage: Eukaryota; Metazoa; Chordata; Mammalia; Chiroptera; Rhinolophidae
Gene: SLC39A12
Product: solute carrier family 39 member 12
Exons: 13
Coding region: 272-2344 (690 amino acids)
Biological process (GO): zinc ion import across plasma membrane; intracellular zinc ion homeostasis
Cellular component (GO): membrane
Molecular function (GO): zinc ion transmembrane transporter activity
Source: RefSeq, a predicted model, not a curated record